Messenger RNA from Cyclopterus lumpus (lumpfish), 3149 nucleotides. Its product is annotated as ubiquitin-conjugating enzyme E2 H-like. Gene Ontology annotation, biological process: ubiquitin-dependent protein catabolic process; protein polyubiquitination. Bases 304 to 855 code for a protein of 183 amino acids. The record is from RefSeq and is a predicted model, not a curated record. Gene Ontology annotation, molecular function: ubiquitin conjugating enzyme activity. Gene Ontology annotation, cellular component: nucleus. NCBI's taxonomy places the organism in Eukaryota, Metazoa, Chordata, Actinopteri, Perciformes, Cyclopteridae. The transcript is spliced from 7 exons.
GUGCAGUGUAUUUCUAGAGCGAGCCCCUCCUCUCCUCAUUCUGGUCGCUGUAGGUUGAUGUCAUUGGCAGAGAGAGAGAGAGUCUUUAGGACAGGACACAACUAGGGAGAGCUGCUCGGGGAGACACUUCGGAUCAUCUGAGAGGAGGACAAGUGGGCGAUGUUGCAGAUCGGAUCUUGUUUAUGGACAUUGUGGAAAGGUCGUUGAUACAGUCCAGAAGGGUUGUAGGUAUUUUCAAGCUGAAAGAUUGAGGUAGCCUCAUCGCCGCAGUAUUUUUAGAUUACUUCUGAAAGGAAUACGAAAAUGUCGUCUCCAAGUCCGGGCAAGAGGCGAAUGGAUACCGACGUGGUGAAACUCAUUGAGAGUAAGCAUGAGGUCACCAUCCUCAGUGGACUGAACGAAUUUGUGGUCAAGUUCCACGGACCGCCUGGAACAUCGUACGAAGGAGGUGUCUGGAAGGUCCGAGUUGACCUACCAGAUAAAUAUCCCUUCAAAUCCCCUUCAAUAGGAUUCAUGAAUAAAAUCUUUCAUCCAAACAUUGAUGAAGCGUCAGGAACCGUGUGCUUAGAUGUCAUCAACCAGACAUGGACAGCUCUUUACGACCUCACCAACAUCUUUGAGUCGUUCCUCCCUCAGCUGCUCGCCUACCCCAAUCCCAUUGAUCCUCUGAACGGGGACGCAGCUGCCAUGUACCUGCACCGACCGGAGGACUAUAAACACAAGAUCAAAGAGUACAUCCAGAAGUACGCCACAGAGGAGGCUCUCAAGGAGCAGGAGGAGAGACGGGGCGACUCCUCUUCUGAGAGCUCCAUGUCGGACUUUUCGGAGGACGAGGCUCAGGACAUGGAGUUGUAGUGAAGGGGGCUCCUGUUCCCUUCAUCUCACAACAGACAGUCAUUUCCUAAAGAGCAGAAACUCAGUGCUAUAUUCAUAUUUAAACAAGAACAAUUUUUUUACAGCAACACAAGGAUUUUUAUUGCUACACAAGGAUUUGCAGUAUGAUAUUGCAGAAUAUUAACCCUUACUUAGGAAUUCAUGACCACCUGUCCUUUUUGCCCUCCUCUUUGCCCGAGAGCCUGUUUAGAUCAGAAAGGAGUGCAUCAUUCAUUUCCACGAUCUUUGGUGGCUUCACUCAAGGCUUUCACAAUGCAUGUCCAAACUGAGCAGUGAGACCAAUGCAGGAGGACGGAGGACUGACGUAACAUGCUCAAGUUUCUUUUCUUGUCUUUAUUAAACACUUUAUUGCUUCAUCGGGCAUCUCUCCGUCGCCGACAGAGGACUGCAGGAUGACCCUAACCCCUCGAUGUCUGAGCAGUGUCAACUGCUGAGGGCGUGGAUUCCCAUUUGUGUUUAAGUGUCCGUAAAUCUUUUUUACACCCAUCUCCCGAGGAGUUGCCAUUACAAUAAUCACGUCCAAUGAGCUGAAGACCGGAAGGCCACAGCGCGUAAACGUGUUCAUCGUGUAAAGACUGCUGUUGCUGCAGAUGGCCUCUCUGACAGGACUGCCCUCUGCAAACCUGCUGACAUAUCACACACACCAUCAAACAACCAAUGCAUCAAACCAUGACAACACCACAGCGUGUGCGUGCGUGCGUGCGUGUGUGCGCGUGUGUGCGUGUGUGUGUGUGUGUGUGUGUGUGUGUAUAAUCCAGGGAGAAUCAUGUGGUGUAUUGGAAACCUGUGUUGUAUCGACCCCUGAGCAGAAAUCACAAGAGAAGGCUCACAAUCCCAAUGCCUCUAUUCUCGAACACCCAUCUCCGCCUCCUCUCCGUUUUAGGAAAGUGUUUGUCAUUCUCUGAGUAUCUUUGUAUAUUAUGGCAUGACACAGAAGUAAAGUUGUGUAGCGCUUUGUGGAGCUGUAGAAAUGGGGAGGGCGCCUGUGUGCAGGGCCUCUGGGUGUGUUCGGUGGAGAUUAUCCAGGUUCUUGUUGAAUAAUUGAAUUUAUUAACUUUGCCUAUUGCUUGUGUUGAACUAUAAUAGGUGUUUGACUUGCGUAGGAAUAGUUAGUUGUUUUUCUUUGCGGGUGGUAAAUCCUAUCAUAAUGUAUUGUUUGAUACUUAUAUAACACAGUAGUUUCAAGACUAAUUGUCCUGUAAAGAUGAGGAGGAUUAAUACAUCUUUGUCUGUGGGAUGACUCUUCAAAAGACAUGUUGCACCUCGGCUCCCCCUGCACCCCCUUCUUAUGCAAAUGCAUCAAAGAUAAUUUACGCUGUAAAGACAGAAGUGCUCUUUGUUUCAGCCAUUCAACACUCUCAUUUACGUCUUUUCAUGCUGUUGAUGGCCUGUUUUCCAAAAUGGUGGGACCAACAUCUGAUGGAUCCACAGGCUUAGUUUCAGAUAUCCCCCAAACAAAUUGGAUUGGGGAUAAACAGUUUUCAGUUUAAGUGAGAAGAUAAAUUAAUAUUGUUCCUCUGUGUCAAACUCUACAGAGUUUUGGAUUAGUUCACACUUACAUUUCGGCACAUGUUUCUUCUUAAGAGGACAGUUUAGGCUUCAGUCCUGAUUUACCUUGUUUACCCUCUUGUUAAAUUUGAUGAUGGUACACUGGUAUGUGUUUUAAAGCAGUCUUGAAGCUUGAUACAUGUUUGUAACAUGCAUUCAUUGCAUUGCAGAUCACUUUGUAAUAUGUGUUAUUUCUGGAAGGGAACACGCAUCUGAAUUGUAUUUACACCAUUAAAAUGGACUAUUUCUACUUGUUUCGAGAGAAAUGGAUUAUAAUCAAAAAGUUAACUGAUAAUCCCUUUAUAUAUAUUUUAAAGUCAUAUCGGGAUCUCUUCCAUUGUUUCUUUCAAGAGGGUUUACCUUAAUUUGAGAAUUAUCAUAGGUUGGUAAAACUAGCAUGUCACAAUGUUGAACAGCCCAGUUGGUGUAGAUCUUAGUACUACAUGAUCCCACAGCCAAUCGUCAUUUGCAACAAAAAACAAACCACUGUCCAGCCUGGAUAAUCAGUGUAUUAUGCAUUUUUUUAUUAAUAAGACACAUAUAUUUGAUGCCUAUAAUGUGUUUGAAUGUUUUUAUUUUUGUCUUUUAAGCCCUAUCUCCAGGAAACAAGUCGAAAUAACCCUGUUUUUUUUUUUAAAAAGCAAAAAAAAAAUGGAUAAAUGUGCUUCCCUUGUAACUUGAAGAAAGAAAUAAACAACUACAAAAUA